GAUAAGAGGUACAUAGAGUAAAACUAAUUGGGCGUAGAAAUAUGGCGAAUUGAAGGGGAAAUAGAGAAGAUGAUUGAGUGAAUAUGCAUAAAGGCGGGUGUUUUUGAAGCAAGUGGGGUUGAUAAGAAGAGAAAGAGAAUUUAGAUCAAAACUUGGAAGCUCCUUUUGCCAUGGCCACUAGUGCUGCACCCAAACCCAACCAAUAUUAUUUCUUCACAUUAAUCCUUCAUUUCUGUCUCCUCCUUAUCAUUUCCACAUCCACUACUCAACAACGCUUCAAACAAGCCCCCAAAUUCUACAACUCCCCCAGCUGUCCCACCAUUCGCCUCUCACCCACCGACACGUGUUCCGACGAGGCAGUCCACGUGGCCAUGACCCUGGACGUAACCUACCUCCGCGGCUCCAUGGCCGCCAUCCUCUCCGUCCUCCAACAUUCCUCCUGCCCCGAAAACAUCAUCUUCCACUUCGUCACCGCCGCCUCCUCCUCCCUCCUCAACCGCACCCUCUCCACCUCCUUCCCCUACCUCAAAUUCCAAAUCUACCCCUUCGACGACGCCGCCGCCGUCUCCGGCCUCAUCUCCACCUCCAUCCGCUCCGCCCUGGACUGCCCCCUCAACUACGCCCGCAACUACCUCGCCAACCUCCUCCCCUCCUGCGUCCUCAAAAUCGUCUACCUGGACUCCGACCUCGUUCUCGUCGACGACAUCGCAAAACUCGCCGCCACCCCCCUCGGAGACAACAACAACACCGUCCUCGCCGCCCCCGAAUACUGCAACGCCAACUUCAGCGCCUACUUCACCCCAUCCUUCUGGUCCAACCCCUCCCUCUCCCUCACCUUCGCCGGCCGCACCCCCUGCUACUUCAACACCGGCGUCAUGGUCAUUCACUUGCAACGCUGGCGUGCCGGGGACUAUACCACCAAGAUCCAGGAGUGGAUGGAGCUCCAGAAGAGAAUGCGGAUCUACGAACUCGGAUCGUUGCCUCCGUUUUUGCUCGUUUUCGCGGGAAACAUAGUCCCCGUGGAUCACAGGUGGAACCAACACGGCCUCGGCGGGGAUAACUUCCGCGGGCUUUGCAGAGACUUGCAUCCGGGCCCGGUCAGCCUCCUGCAUUGGAGUGGCAAGGGCAAGCCCUGGGCCCGCCUCGACGCCAACCGCCCUUGUCCCUUGGAUGCCUUAUGGGCUCCCUACGAUCUUCUCCUAACUCCUUUCGCUCUUGAAGCCUAGCCCGCCCAAUUAUUACUACAUUUUUAUUUUUAUUUUUAUUUUUUUUAAAUAAACUCAAUUAUCUUUUUCUUUUUCUUUUUUGGCUGAAUAGUUUUGAUUUAGCACUGGUGUAUAAUGUAUAUGGCAUUAUUAUGGCUUGUCCUUCGGAGCUGGCGCUGGAGUCACUCCUUGAUCUUACACUGUACAGCCAGGAGAGGAAAAAAAGAAAAGGGAGUGUGUGUUCUGUUGUGUCGGUGACGUUGGGUUUGUUAUCAUGGCUACGGAUCUGAAAACGAUCGUGUGGAGAUUUGGAUAUUUUUCUUGUCCAAGUGAAUCGCUCGUUUCUCUCUUCUAUUGUCUGGCCAAAGCCCAACAUUGCUUUUGAAUGUUUUGACCACAUUGACGAUGAUUGAUGUAUCUUCUUUUUUACAACACAAAAUUUGAAUUUGAAGUUGGAA
Messenger RNA from Glycine soja, 1663 nucleotides. Its product is annotated as probable galacturonosyltransferase-like 2. Lineage: Eukaryota; Viridiplantae; Streptophyta; Magnoliopsida; Fabales; Fabaceae. The record is from RefSeq and is a predicted model, not a curated record. The coding region runs from base 171 to 1226 and encodes 351 amino acids. The transcript has 2 exons. Gene Ontology annotation, molecular function: glycosyltransferase activity. Gene Ontology annotation, cellular component: Golgi apparatus.